Messenger RNA from Rhinichthys klamathensis goyatoka, 911 nucleotides. RefSeq names its product gastrula zinc finger protein XlCGF7.1-like. Gene Ontology annotation, cellular component: nucleus. Lineage: Eukaryota; Metazoa; Chordata; Actinopteri; Cypriniformes; Leuciscidae. The transcript has 2 exons. Gene Ontology annotation, molecular function: RNA polymerase II cis-regulatory region sequence-specific DNA binding; DNA-binding transcription factor activity, RNA polymerase II-specific. Gene Ontology annotation, biological process: regulation of transcription by RNA polymerase II; central nervous system development. The record is from RefSeq and is a predicted model, not a curated record. The coding region runs from base 56 to 817 and encodes 253 amino acids.
GAAGCAAGCAGGAGGAAUUAAUCCAGGAGAAAAUACUUGACAUACUAUUGUAAAGAUGGAGUUUGAGGAAGAACCCUGCAGAAUAAAAGAUGAAGAUACAGAGGAACAAACAGACCCAGUGGAAGUGAAUGAAGACACACAGCAAAAACCUCAUCGUUUUACAAAUGAAGAUGGGAACAGAAAGAAUUUUACACAAAAACGAGCUCGAAAAACUGGAGUCAAAGAAUCUUUCACCUGCCCUGUGUGUGGAAAGAGUUGCAGAUAUAAAUCGGAGCUUAAGACACACUUGAGGAUUCACACUGGAGAGAAGCCUUAUACAUGCACUGAGUGUGGAAAGAGUUUUGUUGAGAAAGGAGACCUAAACAUGCACAUGAGAAUUCACACUGGAGAAAAACCGUUCACAUGCACUCAAUGUGGAAAGGGAUUCAGUCAGAAAAGAAAUCUCCGAGAUCAUCUGCGCCGUCACUCUGGAGUGAGAUCAUUCAGCUGUGAUCAGUGUGAUAAAACAUUUGUUGUGGAAUCAAACUUAAGACAACACCUUACAAUUCAUGCAGAUGUGAAGCCUCACGUCUGUUCUUUAUGUGGAAAGAGUUUUUCACAACUUAAGUCUUUAAAAGAGCAUGAGAGUAUUCAUACUGGUGUGAGACCUCAUGUGUGCUCUCACUGUUGCAAGACCUUCACUUCAUCCAGCGACUUAAAAAGACACCAGAGAGUUCAUACUGGAGAGAAACCGUUCCAGUGCUCUUCGUGUGGGAAGAGUUACACCCAAUCAUCUAGUCUACAGAAACAUAAGAAGUGUUGCCCGAAUGUACAUUGAAUGUAAAAUUUGUUACAAGAAUAAAGGGGAAAAAACGUGUACUUUUUGAGUGGCAUGAGAAAAAUGUUUUCAUGGAAAGUGAUGAAAACAGUUU